Oppiella nova is the source of this 690-nucleotide messenger RNA. NCBI's taxonomy places the organism in Eukaryota, Metazoa, Arthropoda, Arachnida, Sarcoptiformes, Oppiidae. The record is from the annotation of a GenBank genome assembly.
AUGAGUGGUUAUCUGAAUUUCGUGCGAUAUGUCAGCGAAAACUUCACUGAAAAUGAGGACCAAUUGAGCGAAGAGUUUAUUAGCGAUGAGUUCGGCAUUGGAUACGACUGUCCGCCACUUCCACAGCUGUACCAACUCAUGACACACAUCGCCGGCUCAUCCAUCUGUGCGGCCAAUGCUAUCGCGAAGAAGAGCUGCGAUAUAGCCAUCAAUUGGUUCGGCGGUUGGCAUCACUCGCAAAGGGAUGAGGCGUCCGGUUAUUGCUAUACCAAUGAUAUAGUGAUGGCUGUCUUGCAUCUGUUGGACAAUGGGUUCGACAAAGUCUUGUACGUGGAUCUGGAUCUCCACCACUGCGAUGGUGUGGAGAACGCAUUCGCCCACUCCUCCAAAUCGGGCGCCGACGGUCUCAAUGGCGACCCAAUGAAUGCCUUCAAUCUCACAAUUAAUGGUUACUCCGAAUGUAUAAAGUAUUUGAUAUCAAUGAAUAAACCACUUAUACUUCUGGGGGGUGGGGGUUAUCACCCAUUAAAUACUGCCAGACUGUGGGCAGCUUUAACGGCCUGUGCACUCAAUGAAACUCUUGACAAUGACAUACCAGACCACUCAUGCUUUUUAGCGUAUCGGCCCUCUUAUGAGCUUAACAUUGAAGCCGGACUCCGGCCUAAUCUGAACUCAAAACAAUACAUCGAA